AUGUCAGCCGAUUUCACGGGAUCCACUCCGCGUGAGCUGUCAUUCCAACAGGGGGAUGAUCUGUUCCUCUAUCGUCGUCUAAAUGAUCAUUGGUGGGAGGGCCAGUUAGCUUCAGACUCGACCGGUACACGGGGUUUGGUUCCCCAUCUAUAUGUGAUCCCCAAGGCUGCUCUGGCCUGUUUGGCUGGACUAGGUGGGGAUACGACAGGUAUGGAUCGUAGUCAGUAUGAUGGGAUCGGCGAUGAAGACGAGGACGAAGAUGAUGAAGCUGAAGACGAAGAGGAGGAGGAACGUGAUGAAAAGAGCGCGAAGAAGGUGACUGAGUCCAGGGGUAAAGGCGAAGCACCAAACGUUGCGAACACUAUGACCGAAUCAACAGACUCGGGAUCUUUCAAACCCUCGACGAAAUCAGACGAUGUCGAGACAAAAGACAAUGGUAAGCCGCAUGAUACUUCCGAGCCUCUUCCUGCACCCGCUCCUCCACCCUCACCGCCGUCUUCUCCUCCAAGACACUCCUCACCUGCCAAAUCCAGUAGGCUCCCGGAACCAAGCUUAGCACACGACUAUUCGUCGUCGUCUUCCACACCGCAAUCCAAGCCUCACACACAUUCCACCAAGCUUGUGAUCAGCCCUUCUGCUCUAUCCCGCUCGUCAGACUCUCCAGAACGGUUGUCCCCUUCACUUCAGGGUCUCGUUGAUUCCGAAACCAAACCAACGCAUUCAGAAAGUGCCCCUACUUCGCCGAUUGAGUCAACUUUGUCGGAUGUUGGCACAUCGUCAUCAUCACCGGUCAUUCCACGUCGGUGCAAAUCGCCAUCUACCGAAUCGCCGCGGUCCGCCAGUCUCCGACAUACCGUUAGCUAUCCACUCUCAGGCGGUCUAGGUGCUGUGCCCGAAGAUGAGGCGGUUAUGCGUGGACUCAGCUCACUGGAACAGGCAGACAGUCAGGAUAGCGAUUUUCGGACCCUACAACGGACGCGGGAAUUGAGCCGCAAACUUCAACUUCCUUGUGCCAAACACACCCCUGAUCUGGUCAUGGAUUUGCCUGUGCAAACUGCCCCGUCCACUGAAGGCCUUGUUUGUUCGACACCUUCCUCCGUCUCCUCGAAUCCGGGGACAGCAGCCACCUUGAUCGAUGGAAGUAAAAGCUCUGCGGACAACUUUGCCGAGCAAGGUAUGGACACAAUGCGCAAACGACCAGAGCCACGUGCUCUGAUUUCUCGGGUCCCGGCUUUCACACGUCGUGAGGGCGUUGAUUUCAAGACUCGUUUAAACGACUCGCUUACUUCCACCACUGCGGCUACCACCACCACUACUACUGCAGUUUCAGUUCCGGGGGCCGGGGAACCAAAACGCGAAAGCCUUGAUCCCGCCCCCACAAAAGUUGCCGAAGAUUCUCAAAGCAGUUCGAUCGCAGCCCGUGUAGCCGCAUUCGAGGGUUUCAAAUCACAAAAUGACGCUUCUUUUACUCGCUCUGUUCCCCGACCUCCUCUUGCUCCCAAACCGAAGCGCAGUUGA
Messenger RNA from Echinostoma caproni, 1518 nucleotides. The record is from the annotation of a GenBank genome assembly. Lineage: Eukaryota; Metazoa; Platyhelminthes; Trematoda; Plagiorchiida; Echinostomatidae.